AUGGCCAAGCUCUGGUUCAAAUUCCAGCGGUACUUCCGCAGGAAGCCUGUGCGUUUCUUUACCUUCCUGGUGCUCUACCUGACGGCCGGGAGCCUGGUCUUCCUUCACUCUGGCUUCGUGGGCCAGCCCGCCAUCUCCCAGAGCCAGGCCAGCCCCGCUGCGGGGGUCCAGGCCGAAGGCGCUGAGCUGCCCUUCUUGGGUGACCUGCAUCUGGGCAGAGGCUUCCGGGACACGGGUGAAGCCUCGAACAUUGCCCGCAGGUACGGACCCUGGUUCAAGGGCAAGGACGGGAGCGAGAGGGCCAAGCUGGGUGACUACGGUGGAGCCUGGAGCCGGGCCCUCAAGGGGAGGAUCGUCCGGGAGAAGGAGGAGGAGCGAGCCAAGUACAUCGGCUGUUACCUGGAUGACACCCAGAGCCGGGCCCUGCGAGGCGUGUCCUUUUUCGACUACAAAAAGAUGACCAUCUUCCGUUGCCAGGACAACUGUGCAGAACGGGGUUACCUGUAUGCCGGGCUGGAGUUCGGCGCGGAGUGCUACUGCGGCCACAAGAUCCAGGCGACAAACGUGAGCGAGGCCGAGUGCGACAUGGAGUGCAAGGGCGAGCGCAGCAGCGUGUGCGGCGGCGCCAACCGCCUGUCCGUCUUCCGGCUGCAGCUGGCCCAGGAGUCUGCGCGCAGGUAUGGAAGCGCUGUCUUCCGAGGCUGCUUCCGCAGGCCCGACAACCUCUCCCUGGCCUUGCCCGUGACAGCCGCCAUGCCGAACAUGUCCGUGGACAAGUGCGUGGAUCUCUGCACUGAGAAGGAUAAGCGGAGCCCACCCGGCUCGGGGCCUCGAUGCAAUUGGAUCACACGGUUUUCCUUCUCUAGUGUUUGCAGCUACGGCGUGGACGUGGACGCCGACAACCGCUGCAUGGACAGAAGGUUCCUCCCAGCCAAGUCCAAGCAGCUCAUCGCUCUGGCCAGCUUCCCAGGCGCUGGCAACACGUGGGCUCGGCACCUCAUCGAGCUGGCCACUGGCUUCUAUACGGGCAGCUACUAUUUUGACGGCUCUCUCUACAACAAAGGGUUCAAAGGUGAGCGGGACCACUGGCGCAGCGGCAGGACCAUCUGCAUCAAGACGCACGAGAGCGGCCAGAAGGAGAUCGAGGCCUUCGAUGCCGCCAUCCUGCUCAUCCGUAACCCCUACAAGGCGCUCAUGGCAGAGUUCAAUCGCAAGUACGGCGGCCACAUCGGCUUCGCUGCACAUGCCCACUGGAAGGGCAAAGAGUGGCCGGAGUUUGUGAGGAACUACGCCCCGUGGUGGGCCACUCACACGCUGGACUGGCUCAAGUUCGGCAAGAAGGUGCUGGUGGUGCACUUCGAGGACCUGAAGCGGGACCUGUUCGUCCAGCUGGGCCGCAUGGUCAGCCUGCUGGGCGUGGCCGUCAGGGAGGACCGGCUGCUGUGCGUGGAGAGCCAGAAGGACGGCAACUUCAAGCGCUCGGGGCUCCGGAAGCUCGAGUACGACCCCUACACGGCCGACAUGCAGAAGGUCAUCUCUGCCUACAUCAAGAUGGUGGACGCGGCCCUGAAGGGGAGGAACCUCACCGGCGUUCCUGACGACUACUACCCCAGAUGA
Puma concolor (puma) is the source of this 1617-nucleotide messenger RNA. NCBI's taxonomy places the organism in Eukaryota, Metazoa, Chordata, Mammalia, Carnivora, Felidae. The record is from RefSeq and is a predicted model, not a curated record.